Molecule: messenger RNA, 571 nt
Organism: Ciona intestinalis (vase tunicate)
Lineage: Eukaryota; Metazoa; Chordata; Ascidiacea; Phlebobranchia; Cionidae
Source: RefSeq, a predicted model, not a curated record
GGUGUGUGCAUUCAAGCAUGAAAUGAAAAGGAACAUCAGAAACAGACUAUGUCACGCUUAAAUGCCUUAAAAGCCAGACACUAGACACUUGUACACAACUGGAAAGGAGUGAGUUAAAUUUGAAGCUGAUUUUAGCUGAGUUCUGUUUAAAAUGUCGGACACAGUGACAUACUUCUAUUUAAGCUUGGGUGCAGUUGGGGGAGCAGCUGCUGUGAUUUCACUCAUAGUAUCCACGGCUGUGUUCUGGGAUACAAAGUUGAUUAAGAAUGCAAGGCUUAUGAUUAGAAAGGAAGCAAGGCAAAGAGAUGGAAGGCCCAUUGGAUUGGACAACCCAGCUUUACUACUGGAUGAAACCGGGCAUUCUACAAUGCAUUCGGAUAUUUCUCCCACCAGUCCACACCAGUUUAGUAAGUUAAUGUUCAUGUGGGAAAUGUAUAAAGUAAAAAUAUAAACGAAUAUUAACUAGCCUACAAUAUACUGAAAUAUCACAAAACUGUUGUAUAAUGAUUAUGUUUAUGUUAUAUCAUAUGUUAAUUAUAAAAAGAAAAGAAUGAUGAGAGAAGUUAAGUAU